GAAUGAGUAAACCAACAUGGCUGUUUCUGCGAGGGUUUCGAUGACGAAAUGCACACAAUUUCGUUCGCUUUUUAAAUUGUUUUCAACAAGCACGUAUUGUAGAGCAGCGCCAAAUUUACGAAAAGAAUCGUACGAAGUAAGCCACGAAUCUAUUUUUACGGAGGAUCAUGCAGAACUCCGAAAAUCUCUCAAAAAAUUAAUCGAGAAAGAAAUAAACCCCUACGUUGACGAAUGGGAGAAUUUGAAGAGGUUUCCCGCUCAUGAAGUUUUUAAAAAGCUGGGAUCGGCCGGAUUCUUUGGAGUAAACAAGCCCACUAAGUAUGGUGGAUUAGGAUUGGACUAUUCUUUUAGUGUGGCCAUGGCUGAAGAGUUAGGUCAGCAAUUUUUUUUACCUUUCCACUGUUUGGUCUCUGAUCUAGUGUCUUCUCAACAGCAAGUGAGCAUAUCUCAGUUUUGGUUGCUGAUGAAAAUGUUGUGGUGUAUCUGAUAAUUAUCCUCCAGCCAAUGAUUCUUUAUUUCCCAUCAGCCUCGGAGCCUGGACAUUCAACAGGGGAAGUUAUACAUGCAUGUGGUUUGAAACAGAGAUAGUUUUGAAGCAACCCUCAUGUAUUUAUACAAAACUCUUGACUUAAUUCAAGGCUGUAGCUAGACAUUUUUGAGGGGGGGGGGGCAAGGAAGCAAGGCCUAAAGUAUUUCUCUAGAGCUCCCAUUGGCAAAGAAAGUAAGGGCCCAAAGUAUUCCUCUAGAGCUCCCUUUGGUUCUUGGUGCUCUCUUUAAGAUUUGCCUGGGAUAUUUAACAUGGUGUGGAGCCUGCUAAUCCACAGAUCACUAUGAGAAACUAUAUUUUAUUGUAAUCAGAGAGCCCUGCCCAGAGUACUAUUCCUCUAAUGUUAGUGCUGUGAUGAAUAUUUAAACAAUUCCAAACCUGUCAUCAGAGUGAAGUAAGCAGACUGACUCCUUAAAAUUCUUGAAGUAGUCUCUAUCGAAUUGUCUGAAGUCUGUUCCCUGUUAUCGAACAAACUGAUAAAACUUUUUGAAAAAUGCAGUGCUUUGCUUACGUGAGAAAAAAAAGUGAUGUAUGUCAAGCCAAUGGGAGAGUGUAUGUUAAAUUGAAGUUUCCAAAACCUUGAUUUUGUUAACAACUACAACUAUUUUAAUUAUGGGAAACAGUAAGGAGAACAAGCACUAAAAACAUGGAAGUGUAGAGGUUUACUUUCUCAACAGGAAGCAUUAAAUGUGGUGCUAUACCCAUGGCCAUAGGAGUUCAGGCAGACAUGGCAACUCCAGCACUUAUCAGGUUUGGUAGUGAAGAGCUUAAACAAGAGUUUUUAGUUCCAUCCAUUGCUGGUGAUGUUGUGGCCUGUCUUGGAGUGAGUGAACCUGGGGCUGGAUCAGAUGUUGCAAGUAUUAAAACUACAGCUAUUAAAAAAGGAGGUUUGUCAUUGAAAGGAAUUAGGCUUCAAAAUUAGGAUUGACAUUUAGGAGUGCAACUCUUUCUUGUUGGAAUGGUUGUCCAUUGCCCUAGUCAAAAACAUAAUUGCAGAAAAAUUGAUGUUAGCCAGCUGCAGGGAGCUCUUGGAGUGAUGUUGAUGCACCAAGGGAGCUUAGUGAGUGGGGAGCUCAUAAAGUAGGAACUACAGACUCAACUCAAGAGUUUGACCAUGCAUGGCUUAAUGAUAGUGAGGUGUCAAAAUGUAAUCUCAAUUAGACAUAAUCAAAGACAUCCCUUAUCUGAAUUAGCACUCAAUCUUCAUAUCAUCGCAAUUCAUGGGUUAUCUCACAAAAUUAAACCAUUUCAAAUUUUGAGCUGCACAAUAAACUGGAAAUCCAUGAAAUGUUUCAGUAAAGAUGAGUCUUAUGAAAAAAACUCCUUUGAAGGGCAGGUCAGUCCAUGGAACCAUUGCAAAACAACCUUUGCUAUGUGUUUGCGUGUAAUUUGUCUUCUGAAAAAGAAGUCAUGCAGUCUUUGUCCUUGUCUGAUAACUGAAGGGCUGGAAGGCCAAGCUCAUUGACUUUGCCUGCUUGUUCCAUCACAAUGCCAUUAAGCAAUAAAAUUACAAGGAUAUGCUUAAGGGCUUGAUGAUUGUCUUGUGGGACAAAACCCCUGGACCCAGUUGUUCAAAGAAUGGAUAAUGCUAUCCGAAGGAUAAAUCACUAUCCACCUGGUGAGUGUUAACAUAACCUAUUGUGCUAUCCAUGGGAUAAUGAUUUAUCCAGUGGAUAAGGUUAUCUUUCCAAUGCUGGUUAGCAAAAUUGAGAAAAACUUCUUUGCUAACAAAAAGAGCUUCUAGCACUUCUGUCUGCCCUGGUUUUAGCAAACAAAUUGUCAGAAGUGGCAACAAACAUUCCUACAGGUCAUCAGACAAUGAUUAAUCUGCAGUGUUGAGAAGUGUUGACACAUAUCCAUCCAGUGGCCAAUUAUAUUUUUGUUGUUGUGAGCCAAACAUGGAGGUCAAACUCUUGGGCUUAAUCUGUAGUCCCUAUUUUUUGAGAGCCUCAUUCAUAAAGCCCCUGCAGUGCAUCAAGAGCUCCCUGUGAUGUGCUAACAUCAAUUUUUUUUCUCUGAAUUUUUUUUUGCUUGUGUGAUGGAAAGGACUGCUCAUAGUUUAGUUUCCCAUGACUACUCAUUUAUGCCCUUGGAGGAGAGACACUGUGUUGUGAUGGUGAAGUAUCUUACUUAUGAACAUGAUGCAAUGACCAAGCAAGGGCUUGAAUCCAGACCUCUUAAUUUUUGAUCCAGCUAAUUUAUCAGACUACUUACAGUCAAAACAUCUUGAUUGAGUCAGCAAGCUGAAAAUGGGACAAAGAAUCCUAUAUUAUGGAAUUGUUUAUCUUGUUAAGGUGACCAAGAGGGGUUACAAUUGAACUAUGUAUAAUAGACUGGCCUGAAUACUGCUGUAAGUUUCCUGUCUAAUUCCAUUUUUUUGAGGAACAAGCAAGGUUUUGCCUUGUUAUUAUAUUUUAUUGUGUUUUAUAUUUUAGUUUACUUCUGUUGAUAACUACAGAAGCAACACCUUUUACUUAUAGAAUGUAAUUAUAUAGCCACAGCAUGUAGAUACAGGUGUAUAAAUUUGUCAAUCUACAAGGGUAUGCCCUUGUAGGGAAGGCCAGAAGGAAAACUGAUAUGGGUGUAUCCAUACUUUGUUUGAUUUAGUAUUUCAACAGUUUAUUUAAACUGUCUGUGUCCAUAAGGCUUCAAAUGAUUUUUUUUGUAACAGAUGACUUUGUCAUAAAUGGAAGCAAGCUAUGGAUUACAAAUGGUCUCCAGGCAGAUUGGAUUUGUCUUUUAGCAAAUACAAGUGGAGGUCCACCACAUAAAAACAAGUCUUUGAUCUGUGUUCCUCUCAAUCUACCUGGAGUCCAUAAGGCAAGGAAUAUUAACAAGCUUGGGAUGCAUUCAUCAGACACUGCAGAGCUCUUCUUUGAGGAUGUGAAAGUACCACAGUCAUACCUGAUUGGUCAGGAAGGAAUGGGGUUUCCAUACCAGAUGUUUCAGUUUGUUGAGGAAAGAGUUUUUGCUGGGGCUUCAGGUAUUAUAGGAUGACCAAUAAACAAAGACAACAUAAGAAACUCUUAUUAUCAGUCGAGAAAGAAUUCUUGCUCACAUUUGAGAGAGUCUAUGGCUCAAGAUCAGGAACACUAUAAUAUUCAUCACAUACUGAAGUGUGAACCGUAGAGUAGGUUUGUUUGGGUUUUCCAAGUUUCUGAAACUUAGGGGUUACCUUUAGAAACUCUUUACAGAGACAAGGUUACAUUAUCAACUCAGUUGAUAAAACCAAAUUAUCUUGAGUUACCCCUUGCCAAGGCAGGGCCACAGUUUAUUUAUAAUUAUGUCAGUAAUAAUAACAAGUCACAUUCAUAAUUACAAUGGUAAAAAUUAUGAUAUUACAGUUAAAUAGUAAUGAUAAAAGUCAUAAUGAUAGAAUUAUUUUUAGUUAUUAUUUUAAUGAACACUAAAUUUUCCCUUUUGUGGGAAAAGGAUUUGAUAAAUAUAAGAACAAAAGUGAAUGGACUGACUAAGUAAAACUUUUAUUUAAUUUAGCAGAGAGUUUUUAUCAAAAUAAUAGAUACCUUUUCUUGUUAUUUAUGUGAUAUAUUUUUUGUUUUAGUUCUGUUGUCUAUGGAGAGAAUUAUUUUUGAAACUGCCACCUACUGCAGGGAAAGGAAGGCAUUCGGCAAAUCCAUUCUAGACAAUCAGUAUGUUCACUUCCGCCUUGCUGAGCUUCAAACUGAAGUUGAACUGCUCAGGUCACUUGUAUAUAGAACUACAGGUUGGUUCUUGACAGCUUUAAAUAAUUUUGGUUAGAGUUUUACUACUGUCAUAGAGGGAGAGAAAGCUAUGCUUUGGUCCAAUUCUUUCAAUUUAAUAAUGAUUAUAUAAGAAACAUGUUAUCAUACCAUAAAGAGGAACUUGUUCUUCUUAUUAGGCUUAUUAAGUGUGUGUGUGUGUUUCUUUUUUUGUUUUAUCCUUGUUUCUUUUAUUGAAAUGUUUUUUCUUUUUUUCACUUUGGGUGCCAUGUUUGGACUCUAGGUCUCUCUGUUAUUACAAAUUGUUAUCCUAAGUUGGUGACUAAUUUACUUUUCUAUGCUUUAGAUCUGUACAUGAAAGGUAAAGAUGUCAACAAGCUAGCCUCAAUGCUCAAACUCAAGGCUGGUCGCCUUGCACGAGAGGUACCUGACUCCUGCCUGCAGUUCUGGGGAGGAAUGGGUUUUACUUCAGAAGUGGAAGUCAGCCGCGCUUAUAGAGACAACCGUCUUUUGUCAAUUGGCGGUGGAGCAGAUGAAGUGAUGCUAUCAAUCAUUUGCAAAUAUAUGGGAACAUUUCCUAAGGACCAGCAAUUAUUUUAAGUUAUAUCAUGAUAGUUAAAAAUUUGUACAUAAUAUGGCCAGGAUACUAAGUCUGGCAUGAUUGCUUGUCACAAAGGUGUAUCUAUUCCUGCCAUAAUGUGACAUUUGGUUUUAUUUUUGUUAAGAAAAUUGUAUAUUUGUGGCUUCCAAACAGUAUAAACAACACCAACCACUGUCAGUGGAAGGUCACAAAAUUGUCAGCUUUUUUCAGUAUUCUAGUACCAUUGUAAUGCAAAGUUAUGGUACCUUUGGACUAUAACAUAUUAUUUAUGUGAGUUAUCCUGGUAAUCUUUUCCUUACAGUUGACAUGAAGCCAGUGGUUCCCAUAGAGCUAUCAAAAGUUAUAGUGUACCUCUGAUAUAAUUCUGAAAAUUACAUUGUUGGUUAAAAGAUGCUUGCACAAUUUCUCUCCUUCUCUUGACCCAAUUUGAAUUUCCUUUAUGCAACAAAUUUUUCAGAAUUGUUUAGUUAACUCUUUGAUAGCUUUCAUUCAUCUGAUAGGUAUUAUAUGAUAAAGUGAAUUAUAAAUGCAUUUUGAUUGUUUCUUAUUUAUGAUCUGUUGGAGGACAGAUGCAUAGAUGAUAUCACCUUAAACAUUUUGUUUUUUUUUAUCAUUUGAAACAACUUUUCUGUUGCCAUGUGUCUGAACAGUAAUAGAUCACAGAAGACGUCAAAAGGUGGUAUGAACAACAGUGACAAACUUGGCUGCUCCCCAUUUGCCACUUUUUUGUUCUUACCACAUUUUGAUGAUCUGUGAUCUAUUACUGAACAGACACACAGCAACAUGGAAACUAACUGAUAAUUGGAAACAGAUCAUAUUCAUUUUGUAGAGGGCACUGUUUAAAGAAUUUGCUCAAAACAGUUUUGAGAAUGGUUAACCCUUUCACUCCCAUCAGUGACCAAGACAGAAUUUCUCCUUACAAUAUCAAUACAAUAUUGAGCAGAAAAGUGAUGAGAAUAUAGAAAAAUAUUAAUUUGGGGAUUAUUAGUUGAUCCAAUACCAAAUUCUCCAAACUAACAUCACUAGAACUGUAUGGGAGAUAGUAAGGAGAAUUACUAAUGAGAUCUUGGGAGUUGAAGGGUUAAACCUCCAUUUGGUUGGACAUGUGUAAAUGUGGUAGGAAGUUGUGCAUAUUAAAAUUGAAGGGC
Messenger RNA from Pocillopora meandrina, 5997 nucleotides. Lineage: Eukaryota; Metazoa; Cnidaria; Anthozoa; Scleractinia; Pocilloporidae. The record is from the annotation of a GenBank genome assembly.